AUGAGUCCCUCGACAUUCGCUUUUUGUCAUUAUACAAUCCACGUUUUUCUAACUUACGCCAUUUUGGUUUACACCUGUUCACUUUACGCAGCGUUUUUCAUCUUUGGUAUUCUCAACUUUGUUGAUCCCAUUAUUGUCCUUCCCGAAACUUCCAUUUCCCGCAAUCCUCACUUGAUAUUUUUUUUCCACACACUUGCCUUUCUAGUUGCCAUGUCCCAAAGAAUGGAGGCUGAGUCUGCUUUUGUAAAACAGAUUAAUCGCUUGGUUAAGAGCUUGUCGAACCUGUUACCUUCAAAUGUUCUCUUUUGGCUUUUAGCUCUGAUCGUAUACUAUUUGUUUCCUAUCCGUUAUGCUUUUUUCCCGGCGCAAGGGUCCACUUCAAACAAGAAAGCAACUACAGAAAGUGACAUCCCUCCUAACUUGUUCCCAUCCAUUGAUGAUGUGUCUAUUGAUCAUGAGACUCCUAUUUCCGAAAGGAAAAUUGUUUCCUCUCCUGCGCACCCUCAACCAUGCUCCACAGGCUUAACAACUCGUUUGUUACCUUUCAAGAAUGCAAAGGGCGAAAUUGAAUGGGCAUUUACGGACGACUUGCCCCUUGGCACUGACUUGGAGUCAUUUGAAUCUGAGAAGACUAAAGGUAUAAGAACCUCGGGGCCAAAGACUGAAAUCUUAUCUCCGGUCACAUCCAACUCUUCCAACGCUGACUCUAUUCUUUCCAACCAAAAGCAGUCAGGCAACCACCAAAUCGAUACGCCUUCCUCAACUAAUAGCGAUUACGAUAAGCAGAAAGAUGAACAAGGCGAUGGCGAAGAGGGUGAAGAGGACGAUUUGGAAGGUGAUGGUGCCAUUGAAGGCGAAAGUGCUGAAGAUGGACAGUACCACCAAUGUCCUCAUUGUGACUCAAAAUUUAAAAUGAGGGGCUAUUUGACACGCCAUUUGAAAAAGCACUCUCUUGAAAAGGCUUACAGAUGCCCAUUUCGUGAAUCUUCUGUUUACGUGGAUGAACAUGAUGUUACUCAUCAAUGCCAUCCUACAGGAGGAUUUUCGAGAAGAGACACAUACAAAACCCAUUUGAAAUCGAGACAUUUUAAGUAUCCUGAGGGUGUUCCAGCAAAAAAGAGAGCGCAAUCCCCCGGAAACUGUUCCAUGUGCGGAGAAUGGUUUGAGAACGGAGAAAUCUGGUGUGAAAUUCAUAUUGAAGGUGGAGAGUGUCGCCACUUGCCUCAAGGUUUCAAAGGAAAAUCUAGAAUUAAGAACCGUUUGAAGAAGCAAAUGAAGCGUAUGAUGAAAGAAAAAAAGAAGAGAAGCCAGUACAUCGGCAACCCGAUUGAACAGCAAUCUCCUAUUAUGAGCACUCCUAGCUCAAUAAAUACUCCGAUUGUCAACUCCGCUUAUGAUUACAAUAACUCUCCAACUACAUCUGUCAGUUCUUCUAUUGGAACGCACCAAACGAUCCACAAUUCACAUGAUGCCUUGUACAAAGCUUCUUCGCAACUGAUGAUGCCUAUUCAGCAUCAUCACGAAGUUUUCCAUAACACUAACCCGGUUGAAAUGGAUUAUGAUGAUGAUUAUUGUCUAGAUACGGAUCAAUUGAGCACGGCUACGCAAUUCAGAGACGUUCACAUGUAUCCCAUGACUGGUCACAUGCAAUCUCUUAAUGGUUAUUCUUGA
Molecule: messenger RNA, 1671 nt
Organism: Clavispora lusitaniae ATCC 42720
Lineage: Eukaryota; Fungi; Ascomycota; Pichiomycetes; Serinales; Metschnikowiaceae
Gene: STP2
Product: Stp2p
Biological process (GO): regulation of transcription by RNA polymerase II
Cellular component (GO): nucleus
Molecular function (GO): DNA-binding transcription factor activity, RNA polymerase II-specific; RNA polymerase II cis-regulatory region sequence-specific DNA binding
Source: RefSeq, a predicted model, not a curated record